UAUUAACUUUCCUUAUUUUUUUUCAAAAUUUCCGUACUUUUUGGAGCUUAAAAUUUGAGUCGAAUCGAAAUUUCGACCUUGCUCCCAAGCAACCCCCACACCCAUCAAUGGCCGCCCAAGAGGAUAAUCUCCUCCGAGACCGUCAAGCGGAACUCCCGUUAGUCCUCGUCUUCCGUCCCCUAUCCUUAGACCUUCCUAUGAAGGAUCGAUUUCGCAAGAAUUACCGGCUGCUAGACACCGCCGAGUCCUCCAUGCCCACUCCCUCCUUUUUGGCUGCCCAUGCUCAGUCCGUCAAGGCCCUUAUCUGCGUCGGCCCCUAUCCCAUCACCUCCGAAAUUCUCCGGUGCCUCCCCUCUCUGGAGGUUAUCGUCGGCUCUAGCGCCGGCGUAAACCAUAUUGAUAUGCCGGCGUGUCGCCGACGAGGAAUCUCCGUCACCAACGCCGGUUCUUCAUUCUCUGAAGAUGUUGCCGAUUAUGCAGUGGGGUUAUUGAUGGAUGUUCUUCGGCGGGUGUCGGCCAGCUACCGGUAUGUUUGCGCUGGCUUGUGGUCGCUGAAAGGCGAGUACCCGCUUGGUUCUAAGUUAGGAGGGAAGCGGAUUGGGAUUGUGGGGUUAGGAAGUAUUGGCUCACUGAUUGCAAAAAGGCUUGAGGCCUUUAAUUGCUGCAUUGCCUACAACUCGAGGAAGGAGAAGCCAUGUGUUCCGUACCCUUAUUAUCCAAACGCCUGUGACCUUGCAGCUAGCAGUGAUGUUCUAAUUGUCUGCUGUGCGCUGACAGAUGAAACACGACACAUUAUUAACAGAGAUGUCAUGAUUGCUCUGGGAAAGGGAGGAGUCAUUGUCAACGUUGGGCGUGGGCCUCUUGUGGAUGAGAAGGAGCUGGUGCAGUUCUUGUCACGAGGCGAACUCGGUGGUGCAGGUCUUGAUGUGUUUGAGAAUGAACCUAAUGUACCGAAUGAGCUAUAUACUUUGGAUAAUGUUGUGUUGUCUCCACACAAGGCUGUGUUAACCCCAGAAUCCUUCACUGCCUUGCAAGAACUGAUCAUGGGGAAUUUGGAAGCUUUCUUCACCAACAAGCCCUUGUUGUCAGAGGUCAAGGAUGACUAUUGAAGGAUUUUCCAGUUUUUAAUGGUUUGUUGCUAGCUUCAUGAAUUGAUGUCAAUUGUUGGUUGCCAUUCAAUGAUUUCUGAAUAAAGAGAAGAAAAUCAAUUUCCGAGCAA
This is a messenger RNA of Malania oleifera, 1219 nucleotides long. RefSeq names its product glyoxylate/hydroxypyruvate reductase HPR3-like. Bases 108 to 1109 code for a protein of 333 amino acids. NCBI's taxonomy places the organism in Eukaryota, Viridiplantae, Streptophyta, Magnoliopsida, Santalales, Ximeniaceae. Gene Ontology annotation, cellular component: cytosol. Gene Ontology annotation, molecular function: hydroxypyruvate reductase [NAD(P)H] activity; NAD binding; glyoxylate reductase (NADPH) activity. The transcript has 2 exons. The record is from RefSeq and is a predicted model, not a curated record.